ACUGUUAUAGCUUGCUUACUCUCCAUGGUCGACAGACUGGCAACAUUAAAGGAUAAGUUAAAGAAAGGAUUGAUGUGUUUAAAAUGCUACGAAAAGGAACACAAAAAGAUGAUGGUGUCACUCAUAUUUUGUUUAAUAAGUAUCGGAAUAUCAGUGAUGUUCCAUGUUUCCUGCUUUUAUUUCGCUGUAAAUGCGGCUAUUGCUGUUGCUUUACCGUGUGUUUCUUCAUUUCUUAUGGACGCAAUAGUGCCUCUGAUACAACCAGCCUCAAAGAUUCCAAAACCAGUGGUGAAACGAUGUAAUAUGAUUCGGAAUGGAGAUGUCAUUACCUUCCCCUAUAUUGGGCUGAAUCACGAAGGUGUUGUAACGAGUGUUUCUCCUUAUAACACACACGAUUUACACGAAGUAAAAUUAACGCUUGUUCAUUUUAACUAUCCAGGCUUCUUUGGCACUCGAACUGUUGUCAAAGAAGAAGUUUUCUUUAAUUUGAAAAAAGAUUAUGUUUACGUGUACGAUUUCAGCCAGGAAAACCCUUUUCGAUCGCAAGAGGUAGUUAAAAGAGCCUUAGACAGGGUUGGGGACCAGAAGUUCUCUACUUUUUCCAACAGAUCUAGUCAUAUGUCAAGACAAUGCAAGACUGGGAAAACUGAGUUAAAGACACUGCCAUAUAAGAGAGCUACAGAGAUGGCAAAUAUUUCUCCUGGAGAUGUUAUUGAUUUCACGUAUUGUAGCAUGUCUCACGAAGCCGUUGUUGUCAAGGUAGAAUAUCCAGAAACAAUGAAAUGUUCGGUGGUGCAUUACAACUAUGCUGGGGUCAUUGGAACUAGGACCAUAGUAGAGGAAGAUUUAAUUUUCAAACUUGCAGAUCAAGACAUAUUCGUUCACGAUUACACCGGCUGUAAUAUUCAUGCACCGGAAGAAGUAGUUAGAAGAGCAAAAUCACGACUCGGUGAACAAAAGUUCAACACUUUCACAAACAGGUCAAGUCAUUUUGCUAAAUGGUGUAAAAUUCACGAAUAGAUAGUUAUUUUGAAACAUUUACCAAACAAAACUGGACAUUGUAGAUUUUUAGUAAAAAAUCUGAUAGACUUAGUGUAAACGUGCUUGAAAACUUUCAAUUUGCAUAGUUUAAUAGUUGAUUUUCAUCUGUUAUCCAUUGUCUUUGGUAAUAUAAAUGCUGAUUCAAUGCUAGAUAUGUUGAAACAUAUGUGCAUGUAUAUAUUAUGCUUUUUAAAUGACAUAA
This is a messenger RNA of Mytilus trossulus (common blue mussel), 1243 nucleotides long. RefSeq lists its product as uncharacterized. The record is from RefSeq and is a predicted model, not a curated record. The transcript has 2 exons. The coding region runs from base 25 to 1020 and encodes 331 amino acids. NCBI's taxonomy places the organism in Eukaryota, Metazoa, Mollusca, Bivalvia, Mytilida, Mytilidae.